Molecule: messenger RNA, 747 nt
Organism: Rhizopus microsporus ATCC 52813
Lineage: Eukaryota; Fungi; Mucoromycota; Mucoromycetes; Mucorales; Rhizopodaceae
Product: NADH cytochrome b5 reductase
Exons: 4
Molecular function (GO): oxidoreductase activity
Source: RefSeq, a predicted model, not a curated record
AUUCUAGAUCCAAAAAUAUUUAAAAGCUUCAAAUUAAUUGAAAAAACAUCUAUUUCACACAACACAUCCAAAUAUCGGUUUCAAUUACCUCGUCCAGAUGAUGUUCUUGGAUUACCCAUUGGCCAGCAUAUAUCCAUUAUGGCUGAAAUCAAUGGAAAACAGAUAUCUAGGAGCUAUACACCCACAACACCAGAAGAAGGAAGAGGAUAUUUUGAUCUUGUGAUUAAAUCCUAUCCUACAGGCAAUAUUUCCAAAUUGAUGGGCGAACUCAAAGUAGGUGACUCAGUAGGCAUCAGAGGUCCUAAAGGUAAUUUCGCAUACACUCGGAAUAUGGUAAGAGCUAUAGGCAUGAUUGCGGGUGGUACAGGUAUCACUCCAAUGCUUCAGAUCAUUCGUCGUAUUUGUAAUGAUCCAUUAGAUAAGACCAAGAUUGACUUGAUCUUUGCUAAUGUAACCAUGGAUGAUAUCCUCUUGAAAGAUGAAUUAGACGAAAUAUCAGCUAAAGCACCUGAUAAUUUUAAGGUUCACUAUGUAUUAGAAAAGCCACCUCCUGGCUGGACUGGUGAAGUGGGUCUUGUUACAAAAGAUAUCAUCAAGGCUUACUGUCCUCCUCCAGCAAGAGAUAUUAAACUGUUAUUGUGUGGACCAAUGCCCAUGAUUAAACUAUUGACUGCUGCAACGACAGAAUUAGGUUAUCAACGGCCAAGGGCUGUGUCAAAAAUGGAAGAUCAAGUGUACAAGUUUUAA